AUGCACCGCAUUAAAGGUAUUUAUUCAAAUUUCUUUGUGCUCAAAUUGUAUAAAUACAUGAACACUUCGAUGUCCACCUCACAGUUAGUCAGGUCCAUAACAAAUCAACAACCAUGAUCCGAGUUCUCGUUCUCCUCAGUGUCUGUGUCGCUAUGGCGUACUCCGCCGGAUACCAGCCCGGUGCUUACAUUCCCGGUGGUCACAUUGGAGCUGGACAUGGUGGUGGUAUCGGCAGUGGCAUCAUCGGUAGAGGCGGAAGUCAGUGGGGCUCUAGUCGGCAGUGGUCUAGCCAAGGAGGAAUAGGAGGACACGGUGCUGGCAUUGGAAGUGGAAUAGGAAGAAUCAUCGGAGGUGGUCCCAGAGGCGGACAUAUUGGCGGAGGACAAGGGAGGAUCAACGGGGGUGGUCACGGAUGUGGGCCCUAUGGCUGUAACCAAUACGGACGUAAAUAGAUCAAUAUAAGUGGAGUUUUCAUCUUAUUAUUUAUUUUAAUUGUAAUUGUAAUAUUUAUUAUGUUCAAUUAAAUGUUCAAAAUUAA
Molecule: messenger RNA, 538 nt
Organism: Ostrea edulis (European flat oyster)
Lineage: Eukaryota; Metazoa; Mollusca; Bivalvia; Ostreida; Ostreidae
Exons: 3
Coding region: 114-452 (112 amino acids)
Source: RefSeq, a predicted model, not a curated record